Pneumocystis carinii B80 is the source of this 2847-nucleotide messenger RNA. RefSeq lists its product as hypothetical. The transcript has 10 exons. Bases 47 to 2806 code for a protein of 919 amino acids. Gene Ontology annotation, molecular function: 5-diphosphoinositol pentakisphosphate 1-kinase activity; diphosphoinositol pentakisphosphate kinase activity; inositol hexakisphosphate kinase activity. The record is from RefSeq and is a predicted model, not a curated record. Gene Ontology annotation, cellular component: cytosol. NCBI's taxonomy places the organism in Eukaryota, Fungi, Ascomycota, Pneumocystomycetes, Pneumocystales, Pneumocystaceae. Gene Ontology annotation, biological process: inositol metabolic process; inositol phosphate biosynthetic process.
AAUCAACCCUAUUCUAUAGCUUUUCUAACCUAUCUAGGUCCUGUUCAUGUCCCUGUCUACUGAUUUCGUCUGUUCCCUGCAGCCUGAGACAGCUGCAUUGUCCCCACCACCAUCACCACCCUCAUCACCAAGCGUCAAGGCCAAGCCAAAAUGGAUUAUUGGAGUCUGUGCAAUGGACCAGAAGGCAAGAUCUAAGCCAUGCCAGAAUAUAUUGAACCGUUUGAUCCAGCAUGGAGAGUUUGAAACGGUUAUUUUUGGAGAUAAGGUGAUCUUGGAUGAAGAAAUAGAGAAUUGGCCAUGGUGUGAUUUUCUUAUAUCGUUUUUUUCGUAUGGAUUUCCACUGGAUAAAGCUAUUAGUUAUGUAAGAUUGCGUAGGCCAUUUUGUGUAAAUGACCUGCCAAUGCAGAAGAUUCUAUGGGAUAGAAGGGUAGUUAUGUCUAUUCUUGAUGCUAUUAAUGUAUCUACGCCGUAUCGGGUAGAAUGUUCAAGAGAUGGGGGACCAAAGAUUGAAGAAGGGUUAGCAGAGAAGCUUUUUGUAAAAUUUGGGAUUAGAAGCAAUGUUAGAAGGGGAAUUAGUAGUCUUAAAUGUAUUGAUGAGGAUACGAUUGAUAUUGAUGGGAAAAUUAUGAAAAAACCAUUUGUUGAAAAGCCAGUAGAUGGGGAAAAUCAUAAUAUACAUAUAUAUUAUCCAAAAAGCAAGGGAGGAGGAGGAAGGAGAUUGUUUAGGAAGAUUGGUAACAAGUCAUCAGAAUUUGAUCCAGAGUUAUCAAUGCCUCGUACAGAUGGAUCAUAUAUAUAUGAACAGUUUAUGGAUGUGGACAAUGCAGAGGAUGUUAAGGUAUAUACGGUUGGACCGCAUUAUUUCCAUGCAGAGACACGAAAGAGUCCAGUAGUUGAUGGAUUAGUUAGACGAAAUACAUAUGGAAAAGAAAUUAGAUUUGUGACGAAAUUAUCAGAGAAAGAAUGUGAAAUGGCUAAGAAAAUAUGCCAGGCAUUUUCUCAAAUGAUAUGUGGUUUUGAUUGUUUGAGGGUAAAUGGGAAAUCAUAUGUUAUUGAUGUAAAUGGAUGGUCAUUUGUUAAGGAUAACAAUGAAUACUAUGAUAAUACGUCACGUAUUUUGAGACAAACAUUUAUAGAUGCAGCUCGUAAGAAGAAGCCAAGAAUUCCAUCAAUUGGCCAUACAAUUUCAUCAUUAUCAUUGGAGCAAAAUUCAUGGAGGAUCAAAGGCAUGUUUUCAGUGUUACGUCAUGCAGAUCGUACACCAAAGCAGAAGUUUAAGUUUUCUUUUAAGAGUAGACCGUUUGUAGAGCUUCUACAAGGUCAUACUGAUGAAGUAAUCUUAAGAAAUGAGGAACUUAAGAUGGUAGUGUCUGCUACAGAAAAAGCAAAGCAAGAGAAUUGUGAAGACAUGGAGAAAUUGAAUCAAUUGCAUAAUGCAUUGUUAAAGAAGAUAGAAUUUCCUGGAACUAAGGUCCAGAUCAAGCCCAAUUACUCUAUGGAGACAGGAAAACUUGAAAAAAUUCAAGUUAUUUUAAAAUGGGGUGGUGAAUUUACCCAUUCUGCUCGUUAUCAGUCCAAGGAUUUGGGGGAAAAUAUAAGAAAAGAUGUUAUACUAAUGAAUUCUGAUUGUCUUGACGAUGUAAAGGUUUUUACAAGCUCAGAGAGAAGAGUUAGUGCUAGUGCUGAAAUAUUUGCAAUGGCUUUUCUUGAUAAAGAGGAACUUCCACCUGGUUUUCUUGAAGUUAGAAAAGAUCUUUUAGAUGAUACAAAUGCUGCUAAGGAUAAUAUGGAUAGAGUUAAAAAGAAACUAAAAACAUUAUUAAGAGAUGAUUUGCCUGCACGACCACAGUUUACAUGGCCUAAGGAUGUUCCAGAACCCAAUGAGGUUAUGCGAGAGGUUGUUGAGCUUAUGAAAUUUCAUAGAACAGUGAUGCAACAUAAUUUUUCAGUGUUUUCUGAUAAAUUGGAUACAUUUCAGACAAGAUGGUGCUGUAAUGAGAAUCCCUUUUUGUUCAGGGAACGUUGGGAGAAGUUAUUUUGUGAAUUUUGUGAUUCUGAGAAGGCUGAUCCCUCAAAAAUAUCAGAAUUAUAUGAUACAAUGAAAUAUGAUGCAUUGCACAACAGGCCAUUCUUAGAUGCAAUAUUUCUACCAAAAGAUUAUCAUGAUUUUAACAAGACAGAGAAAGUAUUGUCUGGUGAUAGGGAAAAUGGAACACCUAGAGAAAUAGGUGGCCCUAAAAUGCUUCCAGGACUUGAGAAACUUAGAAAAUUAUAUCGUUUAGCUAAAAUUUUAUUUGACUUUCUGAGUCCACAAGAAUAUGGAAUUGAGAAUGAAGAAAAGCUAGAUAUUGGACUUUUAACUAGUAUGCCAUUAUUAAAGAAGCUUAUUAAGGAUAUUAAUGAAACUAAAUCAUCAACAAGUGCUAGAUGUUAUUUCUAUUUUACAAAAGAAUCACAUAUUUAUACUCUUCUCAAUUGUAUAUUUGAAAGUGGGAUUCCAACUAAGAUUUCAAGAAAUGAAAUUCCUGAAUUAGAUUAUCUUACACAAAUAAACUUUGAAUUGUUUGAGCGUACUACAAAUUCAAACAUUGGAACAAAAGAACACUCUGUUAGAAUUACAUUAUCUCCUGGUUGUCAUUCUCAAGAUCCUCUAUAUAUGCAAUUGGACGCAAAACAUUGUAUUAGUGUUGCGCCAAGGAAAUCUUUGACAAAACACUUGGAUUUACAAGAAAUUUGUGGGAAAAUUGAGGAAAAGUUUCAGAGAGUUGAUCUUUCAAAAAGAUUUACACCUCAUAUUUCAAAAUAGAAGGGUAUGUUUUAACAAAUUAUAAUUUUUAUAUUAAAUAU